Cynara cardunculus var. scolymus (artichoke) is the source of this 1844-nucleotide messenger RNA. RefSeq names its product cytochrome c oxidase assembly protein COX15. Lineage: Eukaryota; Viridiplantae; Streptophyta; Magnoliopsida; Asterales; Asteraceae. Gene Ontology annotation, biological process: heme A biosynthetic process. Gene Ontology annotation, molecular function: oxidoreductase activity, acting on NAD(P)H, heme protein as acceptor. Gene Ontology annotation, cellular component: mitochondrial inner membrane. The transcript is spliced from 8 exons. The record is from RefSeq and is a predicted model, not a curated record. The coding region runs from base 233 to 1624 and encodes 463 amino acids.
GAAUGAAAAACCCUAGCGGCGGCACCAUAGAUAAAGCUCCAAGACAUAUAAGAUUAACCUUCGAAUCGCCAUAACCAAGAAAGCUUCAAUUCAGGUUCCAACAUACUAUUUUCAUGGCUACCUGCUAUCCACGUUUCUGCUAUGACUGAACCGGCCGGUUCACUAUUUAUUCUUAAACCUCGUCGCUUGAGAUUCUAAACCCUAGCAGCAGAAAGGAAAAAGAACUGAAGAAAUGUUGGAGAGCAGAUUGAUUACGAUUAUAAGGAGGAGCAAAUCCAUUAAUCAGAUAAGAUCGUCGUUUUCAUCUCACGGAGGAUCGACAAAUAUUUAUAGUCGAUUUGCUUUUGACCGUUAUUCAACUUAUAAGCAUGUUGCUAACCCCAUUGCGAGAAGCUGUUUCAUCGAUGGCUUUCGAUCGUUGCACAAUCUCAACAAGGGUUCCUACAAGCCAUCUUUCAAGUAUAUGUCUACUGUAGCUGCAACCGCUUUCAAGGAAAAUAAGGAGACUGUGAAGCUUCUUGUUACUGCUGGGCCUCAUGCUCAGAAAGCAAUAGGAAUAUGGCUUUUUGCAUCCGCUGCUUGGGUUUUCAGUAUGGUUAUUCUUGGUGGUGUUACACGACUUACUCGAUCCGGGCUUUCAAUGACUGACUGGAAAUUCACUGGCAGCCUUCCUCCUCUAUCAGAUGAAGAUUGGUUGAUGGAGUUUGAGAAAUAUAAACAAUCUCCGGAGUUCAAGCGUAUUAACAGAGGAAUGAAUAUUGAUGAUUUUAAGUUCAUCUAUUGGAUGGAAUAUGCACAUCGUAUGUGGGGAAGGGCACUGGGGGUCAUGUUUGCUCUCCCAUUUUCGUAUUUUAUUCGAAAGGGUUAUAUUAAUCUACGGCUUGGAGUUAGACUCGCUGGUCUAUUUGCUCUUGGUGGUGGGCAAGGGAUGAUCGGUUGGUGGAUGGUUAAAAGUGGUUUAGAAGAACCACCCUCAGAGUACUCCCAACCACGAGUAAGUCCAUACCGUCUUGCUGCUCACUUGACUUCGGCUUUUGCUAUAUACUGUGGACUCUUCUGGACUGCUCUUUCUGUUGUCAUGCCCGAACCUCCUACUGAGUCAGUAGCAUGGGUACAUGCGGCUGCAAAAGUUAAGAGGUUUGCUCUUCCUGUUGGCAUCAUCGUUGGUAUAACUGCGGUCUCAGGAGCCUUUGUUGCAGGAAAUGAUGCAGGACAUGCCUUUAAUACAUUUCCCAAGAUGGGUGAUUCAUGGAUCCCAGAAGAUGUUUUGAGUAUGAAGCCAAUUAUCCGCAACUUCUUCGAGAACACAGCAACUGUGCAGCUUGAUCAUCGUAUACUUGCAACUGCAACCCUAGCCUCGAUUGGUGGUUUAUGGUGGUCGGCAAGAAAACUCGACCUACAUCCUGCUAUUCGUUCUUUGAUCGGAAGCACCAUGGGGAUGGCGGCCUUGCAGGUUACGUUGGGCGUAUCAACUCUUCUAUCUUACGUGCCGGUUUCACUCGGCACUGCCCAUCAAGCCGGGGCGUUAACGCUUUUGACUCUUAUGCUCCUCCUUAAUCAUACCUUACGACGACCAUCACCGAUGCUUCUAAAAUCACUACCGGCAGUUGCUAAAACCAUCUAAUAACUCGUGAUUAUUAUUUGUUUUCCAUUAACGUUACUCCACAUUCAGAUGUUUGUUAAAACCAAACCGAACAAAUUCAGUAAAUCUAUUGAUUCAUUCAGAUGUAAGAUCAAAUGUUUGCUAUGUAUUCUAUAUUUUUGUGAGGGUGUAUAUAGAAUGCAUAAGCUAUUUCAUAAUGUUGUCUUGAAUCAUAUUUAAUAGUUGUCAACAGAUUGAUUGG